Anopheles nili is the source of this 456-nucleotide messenger RNA. Its product is annotated as NPC intracellular cholesterol transporter 2 homolog a-like. The coding region runs from base 1 to 456 and encodes 151 amino acids. The record is from RefSeq and is a predicted model, not a curated record. NCBI's taxonomy places the organism in Eukaryota, Metazoa, Arthropoda, Insecta, Diptera, Culicidae. Gene Ontology annotation, molecular function: sterol binding. The transcript is spliced from 2 exons. Gene Ontology annotation, biological process: intracellular cholesterol transport.
AUGUUCCGUGCGGUGUUAUUAGUUGCUUUGGUUCCGGCCCUAGUUUUUGGAAAUGUGACUCGCGUUUGUACCGGAAAUCGUCCGCAUCCAAUCAGCGUCGAUGUGUUGGGUUGCACCAGCCCACCUUGCGAUUUGGUCCGGGGACAGGACGUUAUUGCUUACAUUGACUUCACCACUGAUCGUUCCGUCACAUCGAUGACCACGGUUGCCACCGCAACGGCGCUCGGUGUUGUAACGGGCUACCCGCUGGGAUCGAAUGCCAUCACGUGCAAUUUUCUGCAGGGCUCUAGUUGUCCGUUGAGCGCGAACGAAGACGUCACCUACCGUUUGACCAUGCCCAUCCUGUCGAUUUAUCCUCUUGUUAGCCUUAGCAUCGAGAUCGAUGUCAUCGAUCAAAACAACCAGUCUGUCACCUGUUUCGUGGUGGACGCUCAGGUCGUUGCUCCAUCGAAGUAA